This is a messenger RNA of Solea senegalensis (Senegalese sole), 3096 nucleotides long. It is a transcript of the gene txndc16, whose product is annotated as thioredoxin domain containing 16. The transcript is spliced from 20 exons. NCBI's taxonomy places the organism in Eukaryota, Metazoa, Chordata, Actinopteri, Pleuronectiformes, Soleidae. Bases 432 to 2957 code for a protein of 841 amino acids. The record is from RefSeq and is a predicted model, not a curated record.
CUCGCUACAUGAAGCGUCAUUAUUUUAUGACAUACUUUCAGCUUUCACUGUGGGCCUUGGCAAAGUAACUUUGUACAUGAUCUCUUGUCUGUGGCCCACAUCUCAUAUGGACAAAUGUAAACAUGCAUAUUGUAAAUUUAGUGUGUUAAACGUUUGGUAGCGGCACUAAAAACAUGGAAUAUAAAUGAGUUGGCAGCUAACAAGCAUAGCUGAGGAAUUAGCAUUAACUACGUUCCUAAUCAAAGCAGACAUUUAGGUUUUAGGAAUGUUUUGGUGGUUUUGCUCUCGUGGAAUAAGCCACUGCUUCUAAGUACUGCCGCAAUGAGUCGCUUUCCAUUUACCACGGAUGUAAUGGUGGUUUCUACCGUUUUUGCUACUUGAAGUUAGCCUGACCUCGACUUUCUCAGACAGCACAAGACAGCGUGUUCCUCAUGAUGUGGCUGUGUAUUUCUGCUCUCCUGCUGUGGACAGAGUCAGGACAAUGUGCAGAGAUGACCAACACAUCAGAGCUAAUCCAAUACACCACUGUGGACUUCUUCGAGAAACUGCAUUCUGGGAAGAUGAUGUUUAUCUAUUUUGAGCGUAAAGUUUCUCCAACCAUCUCGCUCUUCUUGGUGGAGCUGGAAAAGUCUGCAGAAGUUCUCCAAGACUAUGGUGUGCUGGUUGGGAAGGUCAAUUGCAACAAAGAGGCGGUUCACACUUACUGCACAGAUGAAAGAAGACUACACACGGCUUUUCUGUUCAGAGGGGGAAAGGAGUUCUUGGGUCUGGACUUGGACACCGUGUUUGACGUCAACUCCAUCGUCUCUGAAGUUCUCUUUGCCAUUCUGCGUGAAGAGGUGAAGUAUGUCCACACAGACGCUGACCUCGUGGCCAUGGAGAAGGCAGCCAGGGGGCAGAAGGAUCUUGUGCUGGGUUACGUCCAGAGUCUGGGAACACAUGAGCACAGGUCAAUGAUGGAGAUGGCAUAUGUGUAUGGAUCCAAAUACCAGUUCAUUCUAAUAACAGGGGGACCAGUUCUAAAAUAUCUGGGUGUUAACGAAUCGUCUCAAGUGUGGUUCCUCCACUGCAGAGUUCACAGUGGGCUCACGACCUCGACGACCUCUGAGCGUUGCCCUUUGACUCAUAUGAGGAAACCUCUGUCCGUCCUCAGCCUCCACUCCUUCCUGCAGCUCAUGGAGGCUCCACUGGUGUCUGAAGUGUACGAAGACCCAUCCUUGGUCCCGCCCCCUCCGUUUCCAUACCAGGGGACUCCACAGGUCUUCCUGUUCUCCCGCCUGCCCACCAAACACCUGGACAUGGACACGGCGACCAGGCUGGCCUGGAGGCUCCGAGGCAUCGCUCUGCUGCUGCUCGUACACAGGCAGAGUCCUGCAGUGAAAACUCCUGAUGAAUAUAACGCUGCUUACAGGCUGCCUGAGAAGAGUUUAGAGGUGAAGUAUAUGACCCUUCGCAACCUCGAUGAUGUGUUGGAGCUUUUUACAAACAAAGAGAAAGAAGAGGAGGAAGAUGAGGGAGACAAUGAAGAGGAGGAGGAGGAGGAUGAAUCAGAUUUCGCUCUGGACGAUGAAAUUGCAUCAGCUGUCUACAAAAACAGAGGCAGCUUACUGGACACGGACUCAGUUACCCAACUAACCUCUGAAAACUUCCAUGCUGCAGUAGCACAAAGUGGCCUGACAGUGGCGCUCUUCUACCUCAAAUGGGAUGCUGUUUCCAUGGCUUUUCUCAGCUCUUUCAUUGAAGUUGCAGAGAGGCUUGCAGAUGCUGAGGUUAACGAUGUACAGAUGAGCACAGUCGACUGCGGGGAGUGGACCGACCUCUGUGCCGCUGAGCCAGGCAGCUCGCUCCCUGUUCUGUUUCAGCCAAUCACAGUCUUCCCAAGCAUCCUGGUGUUCCGCCCACAGGAGUCGGCUCAGCACUACAGAGGCAUGCUGGGUAGCAAGGCGCUUUAUCGCUUUAUUAUGCUGAGCUGUCCUGCUUCUCCUGCACCACUGUCCAGCCAGGAGGAAGUGGCAUCAUUUCUCCAGGAAGUGCCUCACCCUGAGCUGGCAGGUUAUAAGAAACCUGACAGAGUGCUGGGACUGUUUAAGAUGCAAACUCAUGCAGGAGUUCCUGUGUUUACUAAAGCAGCAAAGUCACUGAGAGGAGAGGUGCUAACUGGACUGCUGACAGAUGGACUGGCAGAGAAAUGGGCCGCCGACCACACUGUGGACCUUCCUGUGGUGUUGGUGUUUCCAUCAUGGAGGACACACACUUACCCCUCCAAACUGAGUGUGUCGUCCUCUGCUGAGGAGCUGCUCGCACACAUCAGCACUGCACUGCUCCAUCCAGUGCCUGAACUGACGGUGGAAAGUCUGCCAUCCUUCCUCUCUCUGGGUAAAGCCCUCCUCAUCCUCUUUGUGGGAGAGGAAGAGGAUGAGAUCGGCUGGAGACAGAACCAGAUGCUGGUGGAAGAGAUGAGGCGAGUGGUAAAGUUGGGAGAAGGGAAGAUGGAGCCAUUUCUAGCCUGUUGGAUACACCUUGGUCAUACUCCAGCUGGUAUGUCUGUCUUAGGGUCAUAUCUGGGCUCGAUGCCCCCUCUGCCUGCACUGGUCCUUACCCAUUUGCCCUCUGGAGAUGAAAUCUAUCGUUACCCCCCCAACACCCCCAUUGUGGCCCCGUCUGUCCUGCAGUGGCUGCAGAGGAUUGAGGACAGGACUGAGUCACCGGCAGGGUUGUUGGGUGAGGACAGUUGGCCUCCUGCUGAGGAGUUCUAUGAUUUUCUGAAAAUCAUGGACAUGCAGGAACCGGGCUCCACCCAACAGCAAAUGCCUAAGAAGGAGGAGGUGGAGGAGAAGGAGGAGGAGCAGGUGGGUGAUGAGGAAGAGGAGAACGUGGAUGAUUUGUUAGUCGAAGAGGCAACAGAUUCUUCCUCUGGCUCUCCUGCUCCCGUUGCUAACACUCACUCUGAACUGUGACAGAUGAAGAUUUACGAUUGUGAUUGAUUAUUUUUUUUUAUAUCCAUAGUUUUUAUAUUCAUAUGUUUGUGUCUCAGUUAACAUAGUUUAUUUUUUACUCUCAGGGGUGUUAAUAAAAUAUCAACUCUGUUUGACUGUU